Messenger RNA from Aspergillus clavatus NRRL 1, 315 nucleotides. Its product is annotated as putative NADH-ubiquinone oxidoreductase 12 kda subunit. NCBI's taxonomy places the organism in Eukaryota, Fungi, Ascomycota, Eurotiomycetes, Eurotiales, Aspergillaceae. The record is from RefSeq and is a predicted model, not a curated record. The transcript is spliced from 2 exons. Bases 1 to 315 code for a protein of 104 amino acids.
AUGCCCACCCCCGAAUCCGCCGCGUUCCUGGCUAAGAAGCCCACCGUGCCCCCGACAUACGAAGGCGUCGACUUCGAAGACAACGUCGCCCUGCACAAUGCCCGCGACGCGAUCAUCCGCGAGCAGUGGGUGCGCAGUAUGAUGUCUCGGCUCGUUGGCGAGGAAUUGGGCAAGUGCUAUGCCCGCGAGGGAGUGAACCAUCUGGAGAAGUGUGGUGUUUUGAGAGAGAAGUACUUUGAGCUGCUGAAUGAGCGCAAGGUUAAGGGCUAUCUGUUCCAGGAGAAGAACUAUUUCGGGGGUGAGAAGUCCACGUGA